Guyanagaster necrorhizus is the source of this 1869-nucleotide messenger RNA. RefSeq lists its product as uncharacterized. The coding region runs from base 102 to 1547 and encodes 481 amino acids. The record is from RefSeq and is a predicted model, not a curated record. The transcript is spliced from 10 exons. NCBI's taxonomy places the organism in Eukaryota, Fungi, Basidiomycota, Agaricomycetes, Agaricales, Physalacriaceae.
GCUCACACUGCCCACUGGCAGCAACCUGUGCCAAUGAUUAUACAUCGCUUUUUUUAUGUAUAUAAGCCGCCAUUCCGGUUCACUCUCCCAUUUUCCAAGCGAUGGACUCCCAAUUCAGUGUCGAAAAGAACCCUAUUUUUUCCUCUGUCCUCUCAGAAGGCACCCUGACGCCCAUCACCUCUAAUGCCACUGGACGAUACGACCGCGAAUGCAUCACUAUCAACUUGAAACCCGCCUUGAUAAGUCCGGGAUCUAGCGAGCCUGAACCGAUAUAUCUCCCACCUCAUUGGACCUCUCACGUUCACCCUGAGGGACAGCUCUACUUCUGCAGGGAUGCUCCCUUCUUUGUGGUUACCGAGGCCUACUUGUUUCACAUCGAAAUUAUGGCCAAAGUGGCUUUGUGGACCAAGCGAAUAGAAGACCUCCUAGACGAAAAGAAAAUCAGAGUCUCACGCAGCACAGAGCUCUUUAUCAAGAUUGAGGAAGAUGACUGCGCCUAUUAUUUCGUUGACCACGCCACGAGAACAGAGUUUUGGUUGGAUAUCAUUGAAACCGAUGCCCUCGGGCUACCUGACAUGGCUUCGCCAUCUCAUCUCAGAACUUAUCUGGAGAGCUUAUACUGGUCCCAUGUUGAGCAUUUCCCCAUGCAUAUUGGAGGGCUCCCCAAGCAGACCUACGACGACCUCAUUGGUAUCUUCAGCCACGGGCUUGCUGACCAAAUGACCUCGGGAGUUUCCACUUUUUUUUAUUCACAACAAGAAUGCGCCACAUUUUUGAAAGUCCUCAAGUCUGGCAAAGAUCAAAAUGAAGACGGCUACCAAACUUGUGUUGCUGCGCGACUCUGGAGCAUCGUUUGCAACCAUAGAUUCUCGGUCUACUACGGCCAAGAAUUUUCCCGUCUAUCCCGGGAUCAGGCGGUCCUUUACCAUCCAGAGGAGAACGUCUUCCUCGAAUCCCUGAUGUCCUUCAUAUCUCUGGGGCAGUCAACAUCUUAUUCCAAGGGACUAGAUGAUAUAUUCGUAGAUCGCCUUGUUUAUGUGGACCAGUGGCGACCAUUCAUGUCCAAAUGCCUGUCAGAGUGGAAAGACGCCGUUCUCUUUACGUCAUCCACAUCUAUGCUUCACCUCCCGCUAGUUUUUGUCCCGGGUGUUCCGAUGUUGACGGCUGUUUCUAUCGCACUCUUCACCGCCAGCGUCAUAGCGUCAAUGCUUCUAAUUCACCGACACAGGAGGCUGGAAAAAGCAAGCGCCAACCAGGCUUUCCAAUAUCUCGUAUCAGUUUACUCUCUAAAAAACCAAUUUCAUCUUGUCGCAUUGAUGUAUUCGCUUCCAACUUUCCUACACCUUUGGGGUCUCGGAGCUCUGGUCGCAAACUGUAUUGUUAUUGUUUCCCGGCUUUUUGGUUUCAUUUCUGGUGUCGUUGUGUCUAUUAUCCUGGUUUUUGCCCUAGUCGCCUUCGAGAUAAUUACAACUGAAACAGAGCUUUCGUCCUGGAGGUCCGUCUUCCGUUUUCGAUCGCAGAACGAGUCUGGCGAUCAAGUGGUAUAAAUUAUGUAUACGUUGUCUUGUAUUACUGAACCUGUUCGUUUAGUCGUCGCUGGUUUUGUUUUAUCACGUUGUAGUUCGUGCGAACUUACCCUGGACAACAGACGAUCUCAAGCGUAUGCAAAACUCACAACGCUAAGGCCUGUGUUAUCAUCGAAGAAAAGGAAUCAGAAAUUUAACAACUCCGGCAUGGAUACUUCGACUGUAUCAUUUCUUUGAACCGCUACGACCUCCUUCCUCCCCUGUCGUCUCUGACUAUAUAAGGACUCAAGACGUUACAGCUGUCCACCCUAUUCCUUUGGACACCGCCCAACGGAAAAUUUGA